AUGUCCUCCAACGACAACCCCCCAUCACCACCCGCCCAACCGCUCCCCUCCCCCUCAACCUUCGACACCACUACCCCCCCCUCUCAAGAAACCGACUGCCCCUUCUGUCACAUCUCCCUCACCUACCCCCCCUACCCCCCAUCCUCCCCCCCACCCCCUGAUUCCCUCUCCCCAACCCUAACCCAUCCCCACCCAUCAACCCACCUGAUCCUCUCCACCCCCCUUUUGAUCGCCUUCCUCGACAUAAUGCCCCUCUCUGUAGGCCACCUCCUCCUCUGCCCCCGCGCCCACCGCCCAAAAUUAACAGACGUCACCCCCGCCGAAUCCGCCGAGCUGGGGAAGUACCUCCGGAUCCUCUCGACAGCAGUCUCCAGAGCGACAGGCAUCAAAGACUGGAACGUGGUGCAAAACAACGGAGCGGCAGCGGCGCAGGUGGUGCCCCAUUGUCAUUUUCACAUUAUCCCCAGGCCAGAACUGAGGGAUAAGAGGAAUGAGAGGUUUACUAGUACCAUGUUUGGGCGUGGGCAGAGGGAUGAGUUGGAUGAGGAGGAGGGGGAGAAGCUGGCGGGGGAGAUUAGGGAGAUGGUGAGGGUGGUGGUGAGGGAUGAUGAGGAGAGGGAGGGGAGGGGCAAGUUGUAG
Podospora pseudopauciseta is the source of this 639-nucleotide messenger RNA. RefSeq lists its product as uncharacterized. The transcript has a single exon. The record is from RefSeq and is a predicted model, not a curated record. Gene Ontology annotation, biological process: nucleotide metabolic process. The coding region runs from base 1 to 639 and encodes 212 amino acids. Lineage: Eukaryota; Fungi; Ascomycota; Sordariomycetes; Sordariales; Podosporaceae. Gene Ontology annotation, molecular function: catalytic activity.